AUGGGGAACUUUUUCAGUUCUAUGUUCGAUCGUCUAUGGGGGGUGAAUAAGGAGCUUCGAAUUCUGAUCCUGGGGCUUGACGGUGCGGGCAAAACCACAAUUUUAUAUCGGCUUCAAAUAGGUGAAGUUGUGACCACGAAGCCAACCAUUGGGUUCAACGUUGAAACUUUGGCGUAUAAGAAUCUGAAACUGAACGUGUGGGAUUUGGGUGGUCAGACGAGUAUUAGACCCUAUUGGAGAUGCUAUUAUUCAAACACGGCAGCAGUGAUUUUCGUCGUGGACUCUACAGAUCAAGACCGUAUGGCAACUGCCUCGAAAGAGCUCCAUAUGAUGUUGCAAGAGGAAGAAUUGCAGGACGCAGCAUUACUGGUUUUCGCUAACAAACAGGAUCAACCGGGCGCGCUGAGCGCGUCCGAAGUGUCGAAACAGCUGAAUCUGGUAGAGUUGAAGGACCGAAGCUGGAGCAUUGUUGCGUCCAGCGCAAUCAAGGGUGAAGGUAUUACGGAGGGACUCGACUGGUUGAUCGACGUGAUAAAAGAGGAACAACUGUGA
Messenger RNA from Lachancea mirantina, 552 nucleotides. The record is from the annotation of a GenBank genome assembly. Lineage: Eukaryota; Fungi; Ascomycota; Saccharomycetes; Saccharomycetales; Saccharomycetaceae.